Suillus fuscotomentosus is the source of this 429-nucleotide messenger RNA. RefSeq lists its product as uncharacterized. Lineage: Eukaryota; Fungi; Basidiomycota; Agaricomycetes; Boletales; Suillaceae. The transcript is spliced from 3 exons. Bases 1 to 429 code for a protein of 142 amino acids. The record is from RefSeq and is a predicted model, not a curated record.
AUGCCAGUAUCAAAUGCUAUUCUUGAUGUAGCUUUCACAGAAGAAGAACCUCCCAUCGCGGUGAAUCUGACGUUGAUGCAGCCCAUUGCAGACGCCCUGGUUGAGCGUAAAGUAACAAGUUACCCACUACCUCUUGUGCCAUUCUCAGAGUGGCUCAAAAAGCUUGAAUUGAGCACCAAGGACUUGCACCAAGAAACCAUGGAAUGCAUCCCUGCCAUCAAGCUUCUCAACUUCAUGUGUUCCAUGGCUCGAUCAGACAUCGCGAUCAGGACGUCCGGAGAGAUGGGCUCUGAAGCAGGUGGCAUGACUUUAUUCGCCACUGCCGUAGCCGAACGCGUCAGUCCAACGAUGAAGGAACUGAAGUCGCUGUCUUUGGCAGAUGCAGCGCAGUGGGUGGAUUAUUGUGAGGCAAUGAGGAUGUUUCAAUGA